Molecule: messenger RNA, 1429 nt
Organism: Peromyscus leucopus (white-footed mouse)
Lineage: Eukaryota; Metazoa; Chordata; Mammalia; Rodentia; Cricetidae
Gene: Cldn14
Product: claudin 14
Exons: 2
Coding region: 216-935 (239 amino acids)
Biological process (GO): bicellular tight junction assembly; cell adhesion
Cellular component (GO): plasma membrane; bicellular tight junction
Molecular function (GO): structural molecule activity
Source: RefSeq, a predicted model, not a curated record
UGCAUGGGCCAGGCGUCUGGACACGGGCCAAGAAGCCGAAGCCUGUUGAAGCCACACACUCCACUCUUGGACUGACACCAGAGGCCACCCAGCCCUGCCAGGCCAUACGGCCUCUCGCUCGCCUGAUGUAUGAGGCCUCCUGCGGGCACCUGAGGACCAGACCCACCCCUGGGGACCUGGGCGCUGCCCGGCGCGGCUAGCGGGGGCCCUUGGCCAUGGCCAGCACAGCCGUCCAGCUCCUGGGCUUCCUGCUUAGCUUCCUGGGCAUGGUGGGAACGCUCAUCACCACUAUCCUGCCUCACUGGCGGAGGACGGCCCACGUGGGUACCAACAUCCUGACUGCCGUGUCCUACCUGAAGGGGCUGUGGAUGGAGUGCGUGUGGCACAGCACGGGCAUCUACCAGUGCCAGAUCUACCGCUCACUGCUGGCGCUGCCCCGGGACCUGCAAGCUGCCCGGGCACUCAUGGUCAUCUCCUGCCUGCUGUCGGGCAUGGCCUCCGCCUGCGCUGUGGUGGGCAUGAAGUGCACUCGCUGUGCCAAGGGCACACCCGCCAAGACCACCUUCGCGGUGCUGGGGGGCGCGCUCUUCCUGCUGGCCGGCCUGCUGUGCCUGGUGGCCGUGUCCUGGACCACGAACGAUGUGGUGCAGAAUUUCUACAACCCGCUGCUGCCCAGCGGCAUGAAGUUCGAGAUCGGCCAGGCCCUGUACCUGGGCUUCAUCUCCUCCUCCCUGUCUCUCAUCGGGGGCACCCUACUCUGCUUGUCCUGCCAGGAUGAGGCCCCCUACAGGCCCUACCAGGCCCAGUCCAGGCCUGGGGCCACCACCACGGCCACCGCCCCUGCCUACCGCCCACCAGCAGCCUACAAGGACAACCACGCCCCCUCGGUGACCUCAGCCUCGCACAGUGGGUACAGGUUGAACGAUUAUGUGUGAGUUCCUUCCCCGGGCCUCUGCCAGGGCUGCUGGCCCCGAGGGACCGCUGACGGAUGCAGGGGGAACGCAGGGACCCACGUGCAUGUGUGGAAGUGAGCCCAGAACACAGGGAAGGGUGCUCUUCAAAGCAAAGACUUCUCAAAAGUGCUGGUUUUGUAUUUAUUCUAUGUAUUUAUGUGAGUGGUCUAAUAAGAGAUCAAUAAAGAGUGGCCCGGAAGCUUGGCCCACGGGGUUGGUUUGCCGCCCAGGGUCUGUGAGGUGGACAGCAGCAGGUCCUGCAUCAGGCAUGGAAAAUCUCAUCUGAGCCCCAGGGAGUUGGAGUGUCCUGGCUGUGCAGCCACACUCAGGAUGAGGACCCCUGAGCCGGACACUGAAGCACUAGCAUCCACUAGUGCAUGAUGGGAAAAUCAUAGAAAGCCGGUUGCUGUGCCCCACCCACCCCACCCCCACAGGAAGUCACAGAAGCCUCUAGCAAAAGUAAAGAGGUUGCUGUC